This is a messenger RNA of Sander lucioperca (pikeperch), 1607 nucleotides long. Its product is annotated as histamine H3 receptor. The transcript is spliced from 3 exons. Gene Ontology annotation, cellular component: membrane. The record is from RefSeq and is a predicted model, not a curated record. Lineage: Eukaryota; Metazoa; Chordata; Actinopteri; Perciformes; Percidae. Gene Ontology annotation, biological process: adenylate cyclase-activating adrenergic receptor signaling pathway. Gene Ontology annotation, molecular function: histamine receptor activity. Bases 420 to 1586 code for a protein of 388 amino acids.
GAUUUCGCAAUAGUGAAGAGAACCAAACUUUUCUAUGGCGUUUAAUACCACUUCAUCAUAUCCACUAUUAGGGAUCGUGGCAGUGGUUGGAAUUAGCUUACUUGUAAAUCAUAAUCUGGCAUUACAUACAAUGUGUGAUAACAAAAGCUAUUCUUAAUUGGAGAAGUAAUCUCGUUAUAACAAGGCUUUACCAAAUGCGUAAACCACCAAGUGUGCAGGCAGCGUUUUGUGAAGGGCGUUGUGCGCUCUCCUGUGGAUUUUCUUGGACACUGUGCUCAACAGGAAAGCGAAUCUUUGAGCGCACAAAUGAGGAUGUUGGAUGCAGUGUGCAUUCGCCUGGCACCUGUUGUUGUCUUUUUUUAUUUUCAGCGCUGGUCUACUGAGGAUUUAACAGCAGCAUUCACCAUCACACCAGGACAAUGUCGGAGGAACACACUGAUUCGAACUCAAGUCGGUACUAUUUUGACAACACCUCUACUAGAGUCCAGAGCAGCUUCGUGUUUUCAGGACCCAUGUUUGUCAUUUUGAUGGUGAUGAUGGUGACUUUGGUCAUUGUGAUAGUUUUGGGUAACGCACUGGUCAUUGUGGCCUUUAAAGUGGACAAGAGUUUGAGGAAACAAUGUAAUUACUACUUCCUAAAUUUGGCAAUAUCAGAUUUUCUUGUAGGGGCAUUCUGCAUCCCAGUCUACAUGCCUUACAUCCUCACAGGCAAGUGGACAAUGGGUCAAGGACUGUGCAAGCUGUGGCUGGUCAUGGACUACCUGCUUUGUUCCGCAUCUGUCUUCAACAUUGUCCUUAUCAGCUACGACCGCUUCCUGUCAGUCACCAGAGCAGUAAGUUACCGCGCCAGACAGGGCAUGACUCAUCAAGCCAUAGUCAAGAUGAUUGCUGUCUGGGUGCUAGCCUUUGUCCUGUAUGGCCCAGCUAUCAUAUUCUGGGAACUGGUGGUGGGCAAAAGCCACGUGCCAAAGGAUGAGUGUUUUGCGGAGUUCUAUUACUCUUGGUACUUCCUUCUGAGUGCCUCUAUGCUGGAGUUCUUUUCUCCUUUCAUCUCUGUGGCUUUCUUCAACCUCAGCAUUUACCUCAACAUACGCAGGAGGAGGCUCCACAGCAGGGAGGCCCAGCUCCAACUUCAACUGAGUGAAUCUGCCUCUGCCCAGGAGAAAGGUAUCCCCCUGUCCCACAACUGGUGGUUUGGGAUGAAACUGGCUGUAAGAGGCUCUAUCCAAUCCCAGACCUCCUCUCCCACUUUGGGUAAACUAGAUCCCUCAACCAGCAGGGCUGUCCAGCCUAGCCGUCUGUCCAGGGAUAAGAAAAUUGCUAAGUCCCUGGCCAUCAUAGUGUGUGUGUUUGCCAUCUGCUGGGCACCGUACACCCUACUGAUGAUCAUCCGUGCUGCCUGCAGAGGGCGGUGCAUCCAGCAUCACUGGUACGAGGUCACCUUCUGGCUCCUGUGGCUCAACUCUGCUAUUAACCCAUUCCUGUACCCGCUUUGCCACAGUAGCUUCCGCAGGGCCUUUAGCAAGAUUCUCUGCCCAAGGCGGCAUACUACUCCCCCAUCAUCUGUCCUUCGUUCUGGCCAGUGACAAGCGGAUAUCCAUGAAAGA